Molecule: messenger RNA, 1151 nt
Organism: Populus nigra (black poplar)
Lineage: Eukaryota; Viridiplantae; Streptophyta; Magnoliopsida; Malpighiales; Salicaceae
Product: receptor-like protein 33
Exons: 2
Coding region: 126-680 (184 amino acids)
Molecular function (GO): protein binding
Source: RefSeq, a predicted model, not a curated record
UGACUAGAAGUUGCUUAUGCUCUAAGGAAAUGCCCCUACCUGAAAUGUUGUGCCAUAAAUAUGAAAUUGAAAUUACUUUCUUCAGUACCGACAACCAUCUUCUGAGCACAUAACACUGUAUAAUCAUGCUCGCCUAUUCAUCAGGGCACCCCGCAUGCCAUAGCGAAGAGCGCUCUGCCCUGUUGCAAUUCAAGGAAAGCUUUAUUAUUAGCCGAUCUGCUACCAAAUUCCCUUUUGCUUAUCCAAAGGUUCAGUCCUCGAAGCUCGACGGAAAUGGUAGUGACUGUUGCUUAUGGGAUGGUGUCGAGUGCGAUGAGGAUACUGGUCAUGUGAUUGAACUUGACUCAACGCUAGUUGUCUCUGUGGUUCCAUUGACUCCAACAGUAGUCUCUUCGUCUGAGAUACCCGAACACAUUGGGAAUCUGAAGGGCCUUCGGUUACUCAACCUUUCCAACAAUAUCUUCUCUGGUUUCAUCCCGUCAUCCAUUGGGAAUCUAGCGAAGCUCGAAGCACUGGACUUGUCUCAAAACAAGCUUUCUGGGAACAUCCCUAAGCAACUUGUGCAGCUAACCUUCCUUCAGUUCUUCAAUGCAUCUCAUAAUCAUCUUACUGGGCCAAUACCACGAGGAAACCAAUUCAAUACAUUUCAGAAGAUUCAUUUGAUGGCAAUUCAGGACUGAGCGGAGAGCCAUUGUCAAAGAGAUGUGGAAGUCUCAAGGCCUUACCUACUCCGGCUCCGGCUCCGGCUACAGGAGAUGAACUUUUGGGACUUGACUGGAAAUUUGUUCUGAUUGGUUAUGGAAGUGGAUUUGUCAUUGGAGUAGCUAUAGGACACAUUUUAACGAAAAGAAAACAUGAUUGGUUCAUGAGGACUUUUCGAAUCAGGCAACAAAGAAGGCCAAAGCACAUAAGGAGACAUAGAAACUGAGCUUGCAAAUGUCAGAUGGAUUUCAUUUUCUGACAUGGAGGAAGCAGCCUCCACGAUCCUUUCUAUGCCUAAUGAUACACUGUACUACAUAUUUCAAUGUUAGGUUCUCUGUUUAUCUAGUCUAGUUCUAGUUCAGUUGUAAAAUAUUUCCAGGCUUUUGUGUUGCUUCUUGUUGUAAAUUCCCUACUUGAAUAUGAAUAAAAAAUGGAAAAUUAUUUAUCAA